This is a messenger RNA of Exaiptasia diaphana, 3729 nucleotides long. RefSeq names its product glycine betaine transporter 1. The record is from RefSeq and is a predicted model, not a curated record. The coding region runs from base 14 to 2212 and encodes 732 amino acids. Gene Ontology annotation, molecular function: transmembrane transporter activity. The transcript is spliced from 2 exons. Gene Ontology annotation, cellular component: plasma membrane. NCBI's taxonomy places the organism in Eukaryota, Metazoa, Cnidaria, Anthozoa, Actiniaria, Aiptasiidae. Gene Ontology annotation, biological process: nitrogen compound transport.
UCACGGUAUCAAGAUGGGUACGAACAGUGAGUUAGUUUCGCGCGAAAAAUGCCGCAUGGUGAAGUUCAAAAUUUUCCGUCGUCUGAGAAUCGAGCUGAAUCCCGUCGUAACCAUAGUCUCAGCGCUUAUAAUUUGGGGUUUUGUCAUCUACUGUUUGGUUGACACCAAAACUGCGGCAGCAGAGAUUCCCAAAUGGAAAGACUGGAUCACGUCGACUUGGACGUGGCUCUACAUCGGAACCCAGGAUGUAUGGGCUGUCUUCAUGUUCUAUCUUCUUUUCACAAAGUAUGGUAAGAUUAAACUUGGCCGACCCAACGAGAAACCCGAGUUCUCAGAUGUGACGUACUUUACAAUGUUGUUUGCGGCUGGAGUGGGAGUCGGGUUGUUUUACUUUGGAGUGGCUGAACCUAUUCAGCACUAUCAGCCAAGCCACGAAAAGGCGUACGGUAAUCGCUACCAAGGAAGGUUUUCAGACAACCUUCGAGCUCAAGAUGCCAUAAACAUAACAAUGUACCAUUGGGGAAUACACGCCUGGGUUGUCUACACAAUGAUUGGAAUUGUACUUGGAUACCUUUCCCAUAACAAAGGUAUGCCCUUAACUAUGAGGACGUGUUUUUACCCUCUUAUUGGUAAGAAGAUCUAUGGAACGCUUGGUGACAUCAUCGAUAUCUUGUCUGUGGUCUGCACCAUGUUUGGAGUGUGCACAAGUCUCGGUGCCGGUGCCAUUCAACUAAACAGUGGAAUCCAUCGUUUGAAUAACGAUUUUCCAGAGAACAAAGAAAGCCAGGUCAUCAUAAUUUGGGGUAUCACAGCAGUGGCAACCCUUUCCGUCAUCAGUGGCAUUCAUCUAGGCAUCCGUCGGCUAAGUGAGAUUUGCUUUGCUCUGGGAAUGUUUAUCUGGUUUGUGAUCUUCUUUUACGGCGAGCCCUGGUACUAUCUGAACGUCAUCGUCCAGAGUGUCGGCUACUAUCUUCAAUGGAUAAUCCAACUUGGCUUCCAUACAGACGCCUUUGCACAAAUGGGAGACGCACCAGAUUUGAAACAAGCACCUCUCUGGAUGAACGAUUGGACAAUAUWCUAUUGGGGCUGGUGGAUCGCGUGGUCGCCUUUCGUUGGAAUAUUUAUCGCAAGAAUCUCUAGAGGUCGAACCAUCUCACAGUUCAUCUUGUACACUCUAACAAUUCCAGUGGUGUAUUGUUUUAUCUGGUUUUGUGUGAUGGGUGGCGUCGGCCUACGCAUGGAAAGAGCUGCUGCCAAUGCAAACAUAACCUGUUCCUCAAUACGUGGAGGUACGAAUUCCAGUGUGUCCGAGAAUGGUCUUUACCGCCUGUCAUGUCGUAAAAGCACUGAUAUGUGGUUCGAUGUCAUGGAGUCCUAUGGUGGGAUCAGUACGUUUCUUUCAUCAAUGUCCGUAAUUGCUUUGAUCUUGUACUUCGUGACAAGCUCCGACAGUGGAUCGUUGGUUGUUGACAGUCUUUCAGCAAACGGCCAUCCAGAUCCACCAGUUCUUCAAAGAGUGUUUUGGGCAUUGACAGAAGGAGCCACAGCAACUGGUCUUCUCUGGGCUGGAGGUAGCAAAGCUCUAUCAGCUCUUCAAUCAGUAUCCAUCUGCUCUGGUCUUUUCUACACUGUUAUACUAAACUUUGUUUGUGUAUCGAUCUGGCGUGCAUUCAAGAUCGAGAUGGGCGAAAUGGACCCCAAUGGACCACAGUUCUCCUUUGGACUUCUCGAUAUUUUCUAUAGCAUUCCUACUGCUGACACGAUGAUUAAUUUGAUUACGGCAAUCAUUGCUCCAUGGUGGCCCAUAGGAAAAGCGGCUUCAAAAGUGUAUGGAUCCAACCGCUUCGUUGCAAUGCUGUUUUUAGCAAUUCCCUUCUACGCGUGGAUAAUUUUGGAGAUCUGUCAAAUUGUUGAGGUUGGUUUGGCGUACAUCGGUUGGGCAGUGCUCUUUGGCUUCUUUGCAUAUGGUACCGGUGUCCGUGCCACCAUACGAGAGAAAUACGGCAUUGUGGGUAACCUUGCUGAAGACGCAUUUGCUAUGAUAUUGGUAUAUCCAUUGGCAGCCAUGCAGAUGGAUUAUCACAUGAGAGUUAACGACCGUCCAUACGAAAACGACAAUCCAGCAGACAUGGGAAAUUCCAACAUGGCGCACGACGACUUGGAAAGCAAUGAAAAGGGAGAAAAAAGUCAUCAGAAUAGCACGUAUCUUUGAGCUAAAUAUGACCUCCAAGAAGGAAUAUAAUCACAUAACCAACAUUUUGAAAGAGACGUAACCACACGGAAUCACGAUAAUAUCACACUUAUUGGAAACACUUAUAUAGAUCGGAAUUUCUCGAUAUUUCAAUGGUCACAUGGAUUCAUAAACAAUCAAUAUGACAAGCAACAUUUUCAAACUUAGAAGAAUCUCCCUAAAACAAACAAAUAAACUGAUAUAAGAGAAGUUAUACCUUGCAAGCGUUGGAUAUUCCCUAUUGUUGACCACAUAAUUGUCCUCUGUUAAACUGCAUUUAUGAACUGUGAUAUGUUAAAAGUCCACGUGCAUCCAAGAACUUUUGCGCAAAUUUCUCACAUUCUCAAAACUCGCAAUCUCUGAUUUUGAACCAAUCAGAAAGCACCUUUCAAUAAGAGCUCAUCAUGGAUACACGUAGGCUUUUAAAGCUCAGAGAACGUUAACUCGGGCUGCAUCAUAUUGGAUUGGAAGUGCUAUCCAUGGGAUUUUUUGAUUUAUCAAAAUGUUUUCUCUAGUGCCUUUUGACAGCUAAGAAGAACAAAAUGUACAUUUCAUAUUAUAAUCUAAUGCCUAAUAAUUUUGGAGUAGCAUCCAACUUUUUUUGGAUAACUGCUAAAUUGUUCAAAACUGCCAUUAUCAUUUAUUACUAUUAAAUAAUAGUCAGAAGUAUUUGUGCAAAAUGCAUCUAGCAGUGCAAUAAUCAACAGUCAAACCAAGUUCUUUCUUUGUAAACUUCGCUAACUAUGAUUACAAAAUAAAAACGCAUGGAUACUAUGGAUGAUUUGGUCUAUGAUUGCAAUGAUUACAAUAUACGCAAGGAUAAUACCGAUGAUCAGGCCUAUAAUAGCAAUGAUAACAACAAUACUUACAAUAUAGAAUAAAGAUAAAUUUAAAAACGUAAAAAAGUAGGUGAAAUAACUUACUGACGUUUCGGACGUUAUUUUACCGUUAAUCCUCCGACGAAAGUUAUUUGACCUACUUUUUUACGGUAUUAAAUUUAUCUUUUUACAAAAUUUUUUGAUUACAAUAUACCCAAAGACGACACCAAUGAGUUGGCCUAUGAUAGCAAUGAUUAAAAUACUCGCAAAAAUGAUACUGAUGAUUAUGACAGCACUGAUUGCAGUAUACGCAAUAAUGCUACCGAUAAUUCAUAACCCUUUAUUAUCGAUAGGUGUGGUCGUUAACACCUUACGUCUAAAUGCUGACAUUUUAAUUUGAAGGUCUUUUGGCCUUCGGGUGCUUGUUGUUUGUUAUUGUUGAUCAACUCGGUGUACACGAUUACCCUAUACUUACAUAGAGUUAUAAUGUAAAUCAAGAUACCGAUUAGCCAAAAUAUGUCGUGGUAGGCAGCGAAAAUAAAGUAAAACUAAAAGGAACGAUGACUUAAGGGAAAUGGUCGUUGGCAUUAGCUUGAUCAACGGUAUCAUCCUGCGUAUAUUGUCAUCAUUGCUAUCAAAGGGCUAAUCAUUGGCAUCAUCAUUGCGUAUAUUGUCAUCAUU